Melanotaenia boesemani (Boeseman's rainbowfish) is the source of this 2294-nucleotide messenger RNA. RefSeq names its product LIM domain only 3 (gene lmo3). Gene Ontology annotation, cellular component: nucleus. The transcript has 4 exons. NCBI's taxonomy places the organism in Eukaryota, Metazoa, Chordata, Actinopteri, Atheriniformes, Melanotaeniidae. Gene Ontology annotation, biological process: positive regulation of transcription by RNA polymerase II. The record is from RefSeq and is a predicted model, not a curated record. Bases 466 to 903 code for a protein of 145 amino acids. Gene Ontology annotation, molecular function: transcription coactivator activity; DNA-binding transcription factor binding.
GGAAUAGGCUGCCGUCCUCUCAACUCGCUGCAGAUCAAUUAUGUUAAGAGAACAUCUGUAAGUAGUGCUUAAUGAGGUCCAUUAGAGCAACAUGCGCUGCCUUCCCUCGCGCUGCUUGUCAGCUUCUUGGAUGAGCUGGAGUACGCUGCUGACUGGGGACCUGCUACAGGGGCUUAAAUAGAAGAGGAGGCUCGAGCCUGCCGUUUUUCCUUGUCAGAAAACCGAAGAGACAUUCACACUUACAGGGAGGGAGAAGGUGAGGAAGCACGAGGGCGAGAGGCAGCGCGUGGAGGACGGAUCCGGACCCGGGAAGUCUGUAGGCUGAUUCUCCAUCCUCUGACCAAAAGAUAAGGAGUUUAGUUUUCAGCAAGUUUCCAGGAGGAAAGCUCGAGUCCAGGCGAAGAGAAACAGCGGCAGGAAGCCGAGUUCUGGGGAUCCUGGCUGGAGCUGCGUAAAGGUAUACAAAUGCUCUCCGUCCAGCCGGACACCAAGCCAAAAGGCUGUGCCGGCUGCAACCGGAAGAUCAAGGAUCGCUACCUGCUGAAGGCCCUCGAUAAGUACUGGCACGAGGACUGCCUGAAGUGCGCCUGCUGCGACUGCAGGCUGGGCGAGGUGGGCUCCACGCUCUACACCAAAGCCAACCUCAUCCUGUGCCGGAGAGACUACCUGAGGCUAUUCGGUGUAACAGGAAACUGUGCAGCCUGCAGCAAGCUGAUUCCAGCGUUUGAGAUGGUCAUGAGGGCAAAAGAGAACGUCUAUCACCUGGACUGCUUCGCAUGCCAGCUCUGCAAUCAAAGGUUUUGUGUGGGAGACAAGUUUUUCCUGAAGAACAACAUGAUUCUAUGCCAGACCGACUACGAGGAGGGGCUGAUGAAGGAGGGCUAUGCUCCCCAGGUUCGCUGACCCUCACCAGCCGAGGUGGGGGAGAGGAGGAGUGGGAGGAAGAGAGACUGAAGGAGAGCAUGCAAUCACACAACAAAAUGCACUAAUGCCUCCUGUCCAGCUCCACAUGUACAUAACUACGCCCCCGCAGAGGAACUCUGUACAGAACAGCCACGAGGCGGGAGGUCCUGGAACUGAUCACGACAUGUUUGUUUAUUUAGUGUUAAAGACAGACGCUGCUUCCAGUGAGCUCUGGUUCCACACCAGUUUCUAACAAGUGCUGGUCCUGGUUUGGAAGAAAUGUCCUAAAACCAGACUUGUCUCAUUUAAUCUUUCAUGAACAGAUCUGACUCCACAGCUCAGCAGAUGCUUCCUUUCAUCACGUCUCUUUCAGAAACUAAAGUGUGCGCAUCCCCUUCUCAUGAAAUCUCUGUCCUGUAAGACCUCGCAGAUGUUUAAGAUUCCUAAACUGCUCCCAGACCGCUGAGCGGUGGUCCUGUUGACCCGGUUCUGGUGUCACCGUCUGCAGCCUGUGAUUGGCUGUUUGAAUAUCUAAAAAAAUAAAUUAAAAACUUUUUCAGGUAAGUGAACAGUUUCUACCGACAGUAAAGUUCCCAUUCAGAUCCUGAUCAGCUGACCCAGAUGAAGUGACUCGGUGGAAAAGGAGACAGCUGCUGAAGCUGUUCUCCGUCAGAUGUGAAAAUACUCAUCUAGAUGUUGAGCUAUUUUAUAAGAAAAAAGGAAAAAACUAUUUCCUUUGGAGGGCAAGCUUCUUGUUUGUUCUGCAAGGGGUCAGAAACCUGUCAGCUGGAAGCAUUUUGGACCAGCAGCACUGAGCUGGGAGAGCUCUUUAAGGCUCAUUAUAAAACUGUGAGAGCUGCAGUCACAAAUAUCUGGGCAGUCUGGUUCCAAAGGAGGCUGCAUGUUGAUUUCCAGUCAUCCAAACUUUGCUUCCGCAGCAGAAACCAGGAGAGAGAAAAUGAUGUUGGAGGCAGGUUGUUGUACACAUUGUACAGAUGUGUGGGGAGGAUGUUUGCUUACCUUUUCUACACUAUUUAUUUGAUAAGUUCAUCACCUGUUGUCCAGAUAUAAUACCUUGUUCUGAUACUUGAAUCCAUCAGAGGAUUUCUGACUCACUCUUUAGGUUAUUUUCUUUAAAAAUGUGGUUUUUAAAGGCAGCGAUCAUUUAAAGGCUGCGGAGGAGAGAAACUUCAGCAUGUUAGCAUCAUUUCUGAGUUCAUUUUUUAAACUGUGGCUGUACAUAAAAGAAAUGUUCAUUUCUGCUUGCUAUUUGACGAUUUUGCUUUUCUGUCAUCCAGCAUGAGAUGGUUAUUUUUAGGACAACUCUUGUAAAUAAUAUAAUUGAAACCAUUUUAAGCACAAAUGUAAUAAAGUUUUAUUGUGUUACCAAA